CAGGACCAUGACAGAUAGGUUAAAUGGUUGUAUUUUGUAUUUUCGAAUUAUUUAAAGCAAAUUAAAUAAUAUUAUAUGAACUUUAUCUAUAUAAUAUCGUUCUGAUAUAACUCGAGUUGAAUCAUAAAGGUUCUUACUACUACUGGGUGAUGGAUUAAAAUUAUAAUAUAUCUAAUUGUGUUUAUAAUAAACGAUUAUUCCAUUUCUGAUACCUAAUUUUCAAAGAAACCUAAUACAACAUGAAGCCUGAAAACAAAGAUGUGAAACCCGGCGAUGGAAUUCGAUCAAUGCAAUCGUCUACAGCAUUUCGAGUUAUAAAUUUUGAACUAUACGCAAAACCUAAUAUGGUUAUUAUGGCUGUAGGAGCUACAUGUUUUGGUUUGGCACUUGGAUAUAUUGCAUACAUGAGGACAAAAUAUGAAUCAAUGGGUUACUAUGCAGCUGUAGACAAAGAUGGUAAAGAAAUAUUUGAAAAGAAAAAGUCCAAGUGGGAUUAAACAAGCUGAAAACUUGCUAAAGCAUUAGGAAUUAAUCCUAUUAACUCUUCAAUUAGACACAAAAUGUUUAUAAUGUUGUCAUGUUCAAUAUCUUAGAAUUAAAUUUUCAUCUUCAUUUGGUUAGAUACAAAAGUUUUAAAAUUAUGAUUUGCUUUAUGAACAUUAUUUCAAACGGGUGUCUCUAAUGUCCAUGUCCAUGUACUGUUCAUGGGCAAUAAACACCCUUGCACUUCUUAAAUUACCAUUAUAAAAUGUUGUACUAAGUUGCGCCAACUCUAAUUUGAAAAUAUGUGAUAACUAUCUCGGCAAAGCAAUAUAUAAUUACUAUGUAAAGUUAUUUCCUUUCCUAUUAGGGAAUAAGUAUGUUCAUCCCCUGGAUAGAGCAUUUUGUACAUUAUUGUAGAAAAAUUAUUAAGAUAAGUAAAUAUUAUUUAUCAAAUGUACAAAUAAAUCACUGAAACAA
Molecule: messenger RNA, 960 nt
Organism: Spodoptera frugiperda (fall armyworm)
Lineage: Eukaryota; Metazoa; Arthropoda; Insecta; Lepidoptera; Noctuidae
Product: small integral membrane protein 8
Exons: 2
Coding region: 240-497 (85 amino acids)
Source: RefSeq, a predicted model, not a curated record